ACAACAUUUGGUAGCGAUGUAGUGAAACUUUACUCCUCAAAAUCGGUAUGCGAAAGGGAUCAGAGAGACCAGUCAAUCAACUGCGUGCUUGAAAUCCCUAAUAUCGUGCCGGCGCACCAGGCUGUUAGUAAACCUGGGGCAGAAACUAUCGUCUUAAUCUUAACAAAAGAUGAGGAUCUCAUCUAUAAUAAUGAUUAUACUGACUAUAUGGUUUUCUCCAUCCUGGCUAGAUACAGUGAUUUAAGCUCAUAA
Bipolaris zeicola 26-R-13 is the source of this 252-nucleotide messenger RNA. RefSeq lists its product as uncharacterized. NCBI's taxonomy places the organism in Eukaryota, Fungi, Ascomycota, Dothideomycetes, Pleosporales, Pleosporaceae. The annotation marks the transcript as partial. The record is from RefSeq and is a predicted model, not a curated record. The transcript has a single exon.